Messenger RNA from Asterias rubens (European starfish), 2732 nucleotides. RefSeq names its product syntenin-1-like. Gene Ontology annotation, cellular component: plasma membrane; cytoplasm. Gene Ontology annotation, molecular function: protein binding. Lineage: Eukaryota; Metazoa; Echinodermata; Asteroidea; Forcipulatida; Asteriidae. The coding region runs from base 152 to 1051 and encodes 299 amino acids. The record is from RefSeq and is a predicted model, not a curated record. The transcript is spliced from 8 exons.
UUGCACACACAUUGUUCACUCCAGUCAAAGUCACGGGACAAGUCAGUGUUCGUGAUAAUAUUUACCUACCUACACAGUUUUAGGUUAGUUUGAAAAAAGUUUUCCCUUGAUUACAAUUUCGUUUGGAGUUUAAAAACAACUGAAAUACAAGAUGUCACUUUAUCCAUCACUUGAAGACAUGAAGGUGGACCAGAUGGCAAAUGCCCAGAGCCAACACCAGUAUGUUGCGCAACACCAGGCAGCAGUAGCGGCCCCUCCUGCUCCAGGUCAGAUGACGGCUAUGGCAUCGUCUAGUUCCCUGUAUCCCUCUCUUGAAGAAUACAUGGGGUUGAAUCUCUCACCAGAAAUGGUUGCAGCUAACAUGCCAAAUGUACAGGCGGUAGUUCCGAGACAAGCUGGAACCGUUGCCAUGGGAACAAGCAGUAUGGUUGCUCCAGUGACCGGAUCCCAGAACCUUGGACUGAUCAGGGCCAAUGUGACAAAUGGUGUAAGACAAGUCAUCUUGUGCAAGGAUGGAAAAGGCAAAAUUGGUCUGCGAGUCAAGGCCAUUAGUAAGGGUGUGUUUGUUUCGUUUGUCAACAAUGGAUCACCCGCAGCCAUGGGCGGAGUGAGAUUUGGCGACCAGAUUCUGCAGAUCAACGGUGAGAAUUGCGCUGGGAUGUCAACUGAUCAGACAAUGAGUAAACUUCGCAAAGCAUCUGCUGAAAGGAUCGUGAUGGCUCUCAGAGACAGACCAUUCGAGAGGACCAUUACUUUACAGAAGGACAGCACGAAUCACGUCGGCUUCGUCUUCAAGAGCGGCAAAAUCACAGCCAUUGCUAAAGACACCUCAGCAGCAAGGAACGGACUUCUCAUUGACCACGCAAUGCUGGAAGUGCAAGGUCAAAACGUGAUUGGAAUGAAGGACCGGGAGAUUCUUGAGAUCCUGGCCAAGGAAGGAAAGACAGUUACCCUGACGAUCAUGCCAAACUUUGUCUUUGACCAUGUCAUGAAGAGCAUGGCAUCGUCACUUGUGAAGAAUUCCAUGGAUCACAGCAUACCAGAAGUCUAAACACAGGCACAGCAGUGUGGGGGAAAGAGGCAUCAUGGGAAGGAAAUGAGGCAUCAUGGGAAAGGAAAUGGAGCAUCAUGGGAGCAGUUUGGAUCUAUAACGUGCAUGAAAAGUUUGAUUUGUUGAAUUCCGAAGGGGGUAAAGUUUUGUAAUGCCAAACGAAUAUACUUCUGUCUUAAUAAGUGUGUACAAUUUUUCAUUUCUGUCGCAGGUAAUCUUCAUUCUAAAAAAAUGUGCUGAAAUGUUAUUCCACUCUUUCGCUCGGGUAAACAGUAGAAGGUGUAAAGCUGUAUUAACAAUGCUAUGAAGUAUUACAAUAAUGUAUAACUGCGAGAAGGGGGGGGGGCUUCAACACCUGAGCCACCAAAAAAUAAAAAUAGUAAUGGAGCCUCAAUCUAAUUUGGUUUGUCACAACUCACUGAAUUCCAAAUUAAAUUGCCUGUAUAUAUUAUUCUCACCAACAGGUCACAAAUAGGAAUACAUUUACUGUUACUUAAGUUAUUUGAUUAAAACAAACAAAUAUUCACUUAUCCAUUUCUGCUUAUUUCAGCUUUCAUGAAAUUCAUCAAAUUGUGUAUGUUAGAGUUUAAAUGUAGUGUCAUAGAUUGGUGAAUAGUCCAAAAAUGUAUGCCCAUAAAAUCCUGGGCCCAAUUUCAUAGAGCUGCUUAAGCACAAAAUUUUGCUUAAGCAAAAAGAUCCUUGCCUAGUAAAGUCAGAUUACCGGCCAAGACUCCACUCAAUUGUUAUACUAAGUAAACAACAGCUAAGUACCAGUCACAACGUUUCAACCAGAAAUCAACACUUGAAUCUGAGAAACAACAUGUUCAUUUUGCUGGGUUUAGGGGGAGGGGGUUGUGGUGGCUCAUUCCAUAAAGCUGUGUGAACCAAAACAAAGACCAAUGUCUUGGUGUAUGUGUGUGAUGGAAACAUUUAAACAGAAGAAGAAGGAAAGAAGGCAUAGAGGGAGAAUAUUUACAAUAGCAUCAGUGGCUCAAAUGAAAUGCCAAACUUGGGAGUAGCAUUACCACAGCAGAUUUAGUCUUAUAACAACACAGGAAUUUCAAAGUUAUUGUGCGGAAGUGUAAAUUAGUCGUCUUUUAUAUAAGAAUAUAAUUAGAUUGCAUCAAGAUUAUUGCAUUCAAAUUGAGUUUACUAUGAGCCUAGGUAAUACAUUAACUCAUUUAUAUUGUCUCAUUAAAAAAAUAUGGAGAAAUUUCAUAUGUGUUAUUGAUUUUAAAAUGUUAUUAACAUAUCUUGUAUUUGUAUGGGAGAGAAAAUACCUUGUUUAAUGGGGAGGGGAGGGGCAACCUUGUAAGAUACUUAAAUUAAGAUGAAAAUAUAGGGGUUUUUUUGUAUGUGUUUUUCACUAUUAUUAUAUUUUUGUUAUGGUGUGCUAUUUUUGUAACAACAAAACAAUAGUAAGGAAACUUUUAAAUGCAUAUGCCAUCGAGGUAAACAGGGGGUGCAACAUCUUAAAUUCUUUGUGAUUUUUUUCUUGGGCCUGUAACUCAUUGUAAAAGUUCAGUUGUAGAUGGACAAUUUCAAAGUAUUUUAUGAAUUUUUUUUUUUUUGCUUUUUCCAUCGGAAGCUUUUUCGAAAUCUGCUAACAAAUUGUACAUAGAAUUAUUUUUAAUUGUUGAAUUAUCGAUUUAAGGAAAAUAAAUUAAUAUUUACAAAUAAA